Mitosporidium daphniae is the source of this 263-nucleotide messenger RNA. RefSeq names its product carnitine acyltransferase. The record is from RefSeq and is a predicted model, not a curated record. The annotation marks the transcript as partial. The transcript has a single exon. NCBI's taxonomy places the organism in Eukaryota, Fungi, Microsporidia.
AAAAAUGGGUUUUGUCCACUUCCCAAAUCACAGCUGAUCACAAUGAUGCCUGGGGCUAUGGUGAGGUUGUCGCUGACGGCUUUGGGUUGCCCUAUUCUAUAUAUGACGACCAUAUUUACGUUGGAGUUUCUUCUCGCUCCUCGCUCAAUGCCGAUACAGAGAAAUUUAAAGAAAUCCUUUCCAAAACUUUGCUUUCAAUGUCUGAAUUGAUCAAGAAGAUCCGCGGCGAUGGCUUUGCUAGCAUGCCCUCAUCCUCGCUUUGA